Messenger RNA from Iphiclides podalirius (scarce swallowtail), 279 nucleotides. The record is from the annotation of a GenBank genome assembly. NCBI's taxonomy places the organism in Eukaryota, Metazoa, Arthropoda, Insecta, Lepidoptera, Papilionidae.
AUGAGAUAUCUUGGACUUCAUAAAAAAUACGCGCGUCGCAAUCUCAAACAUACGCGAGAUUCUUACAACGAAACUGGCUUCGCGAACUCUACGUUGAGUCAGCGGUGUGCGCGCGAAAAAAAUCACUUCCUCCGCGCUUCCGGCACCGGUGAGCUCACGUCGGGUGAGUCACGGGGCGACGCACCCGCCGAGGCCCGCUCAUUUGGACCGUAUCUAGCUCGCGAGAUGAAGCAGCACCGGUUCCGCGACGGACACCAGGACCAAACUUUUAGGGUUCCG